AUGUUCUUAUUCUUCCUACUGCCAAUUUUUACGGUAGCCGCUGUUAUUCAGACUACUGUACCUACAGUAACCACGGACAUCCCUCUAUCGUCCGUGGAAUCUAUUACUGUACCGACGAGAACUCAAGAUGAGAAAAAUGCAAAGUUGGAGGAGAGAUUACCGUUUUUGAAAAGUGCUGAUGAACUAAGCCGUCAAGAGUUUUUCUCAAUUAUUCAAAACGAUAAAUUGAGUAAAUCGGAGAUAUGGGAACGAGUGGAACAGUGGGCGGAGAAGCAAUCCGAGUAUGUUAAGACUGACAUAAUGGAAUUCCAUCAACGUCUCUCACAACACGUGGACAACUCGAAAAUGAGAGUAGAGAGAAUCAUCAAGAAUCUACCAGAAGCAUUGCGAAGACUGUCAGAAAUAGUACAGGAUAUUGAUAUUACAAGAGUUCAAGAGAAAAAUCGUAUCGCAAAUCUCUACACUUCUCUGGACGAUGAUGUUUCGAAGACUCUCCAAUGGAUUGUCCAUCUUGUAUCUUACGAAAGAAAUGAGGGAAAACAACUGGAAAGAAGAAAUAAGUUGAGAAAACUGAAGAAAGGAGGAAUAUGGACUGGAAGUGUACAGGCUACUAAUAUUAUCUGA
Caenorhabditis remanei is the source of this 624-nucleotide messenger RNA. RefSeq lists its product as uncharacterized. The transcript has 4 exons. NCBI's taxonomy places the organism in Eukaryota, Metazoa, Nematoda, Chromadorea, Rhabditida, Rhabditidae. The record is from RefSeq and is a predicted model, not a curated record. Bases 1 to 624 code for a protein of 207 amino acids.